AUGAUAAUUGGCGUUCGUCUUUUCUCUUGGUUACUGGGCCUUGCCUUGCCUUGCCUUUCUGCCUCGGCUUGGCUUGGCUCGGCUUGGCCUAGUAGGGACCUGAAUUUGGCAGUGUCGGUUUUACUUGUUACACUCGUUUACUGGGUUCUGAGCGUUUCACAACGGGAGACGCAUCAUGAGGCGAGGCGUUUGUUAUCAGCGGUUUCCAACAAAUGUUUGGGGAGUAUGAUGUUUUUUGGUUGCUUUUUUGGUUUCCGAGAUACCACAUUCGUAUCGUUUUUCUGUCCGUCUGCCAGGCUGGAUAAGGGCAAAACGUAG
Purpureocillium lilacinum is the source of this 318-nucleotide messenger RNA. NCBI's taxonomy places the organism in Eukaryota, Fungi, Ascomycota, Sordariomycetes, Hypocreales, Ophiocordycipitaceae. The record is from RefSeq and is a predicted model, not a curated record.